AAAGUGAAGGUUUUGGUUUUUAUAAGAACUACGAUACACACCUGAAACCUCAAUAGUCAUCUCUCCAUUUGGGCUUCUGAAGUUGCUUUCGUAUAUCAACACCAUGUGGGCUCUUCGUCGUGCUUCUGUUCCUCUCAGGAAUCGAGGAUUUGGUGUCAGAGCUUCCAGAGCAACUUUUCCUGGUUUGAAGCUACAACACAAGGAUGGUGUCUCUGAUUCUCCUGACGUGACAUGUGAUAAAUGUCUUUCUUUCAAGAGAUCUUUCCAUGAAAAGCAUGAUUCUGCAAACCUCUAUCUAGUUAGACGGAGUCUUUCUUCACAAGCUGGUGCAAAAAGCAAUGGAGAGGAAUAUGACUUGGAGGAUGGAUUUUCUGAACUUGAAACAACAGAUGGAGCUAAGGCAGUUCGAGAUACUAAUGUUGGGGACAAUUGUGAAGAUGAACUGAUUUCUGAACCAGAUCUCUCUGAUAAUGAGGAUCAUGCUGAGCCCUCUAAAGAUGAGCUGGAGAUAUCAGACACUGAGGCUGAUUUUAGUGAGAAAGCACCUUAUAGGAAGAGGGUUACUUCAGCAUUGUUUAAAGCAAUCGUUGCUGCUCCAGGUCUCUCUGUUUCUGCUGCUCUUGAUAAGUGGGUUGAGGAAGGAGAUGAGAUAGAUCGUGGAGAGAUCUCAUUAACCAUGCUCAAUCUUCGUAAGCUACAGAUGUAUGGGAGGGCCUUGCAGUUCUCCGAGUGGUUGGAGGCAAGCAAACGAAUUGAACUUAUUGAAAGAGAUUAUUCUUCUCACCUUGAUUUGAUUGCUAAAGUACAUGGCCCUGAGAAGGCUGCUAAAUACAUUGAGAAGAUUCCAAAGUCUUUUAGAGGAGAGUUAAUAUACCGAACCCUCUUGGCUAACUAUGUCAAAGCCAACAAUGUGAAGAAAGCUGAGGAAGUGUUCAACAAAAUGAAAGAUCUGGAAUUUCCGAUCACCACAUUUUCUUGCAACCAGUUGCUGCUCCUGUACAAAAGGACCGAUAAAAAGAAAUUAGCAGAUGUACUAUUACUAAUGGAGAAAGAAAACGUGAAGCCCUCACUCUUUACUUUUAGACUCUUGAUAGAUACUAAGGGUCAAAUGAAUGACAUAUCAGGGAUGGAAGAACUUUUGGAGAAACUGAAGGUACAAGGUUUUGAGCCAGACAUUCGCAUAAAAUCCAUCGCAGCAGGCCACUAUGUCUCUGCUGGGCUUAAAGAAAAAGCUGAAGCUGUUUUGAAAGAUAUGGAGCGGGGAAACUUAAGUGAGAAUCGUAGGGUUUGCGGAGACUUGCUUCGAAUUUAUGCAUUGCUUGGACAAGCUGAUCAAGUGGAGAGGAUUUGGAAGUUCUGUGAGUCAAAUCCUUGGACUGCAGAGUGCAUUGCGGCAAUUGAAGCUUGGGGAAAGUUGAAGAAAAUCAAAGAGGCUGAAGCUGUUUUCGAAAAGAUGCUACAAAAAGUGAAGAGGCCUUCUUCAAAACAUUACACUGUGCUUCUGAAGGUGUAUGCAGAUCAUAAGAUGAUGACAAAGGGUAAAGAUCUUAUUAAACGAAUGGCGGAUGAUGGUUGCAAUAUUGGCCCACAGACAUGGGAUGCACUUGUGAAACUCUAUUUGGAUGCCGGAGAGAUAGAAAAGGCGGACUCUAUAUUGCAUAAGGCUUCUCAGAAAAACCAAGUGAAGCCGUUUUUUAGGACUUUCAUGGCUGUCAUGGAUCACUAUUCAAAGAGAGGUGAUGUUCAUAACUCAGAAAAGAUCUUCCAUAGAAUGAGACAGGCAGGUUAUAUAGCUAGACUUCGUCAGUUCCAAGCACUUGUUCAGGCAUACAUAAAUGCUAAGGCGCCGGCAUAUGGGAUUAGGGAAAGAAUGAAAGCAGAUAAUAUCUUCCCAAAUCGAGAUCUGGCCGGACAAUUAGUACAGGUUGAUGCAUUUAGGAAGACAGCAGCAUCUGAUUUGCUUGAAUGAGGCAUUUUAUGUGUGGUUAAUCUUGACAUGGCUUAUUUCAUGUUAUGUAGAACUAUUACUAUUUUAUUAUAGUUAUUUUGUAGGUUUGAUUAACGAGGUCUAUUAACGUUUGUUAUUCUAAAAGUACCCCUAACAUUCAAACACUUUUUUUCUUUUA
Messenger RNA from Humulus lupulus (European hop), 2126 nucleotides. RefSeq names its product pentatricopeptide repeat-containing protein At1g80270, mitochondrial-like. The record is from RefSeq and is a predicted model, not a curated record. Gene Ontology annotation, cellular component: mitochondrion. The transcript is spliced from 3 exons. Bases 104 to 1969 code for a protein of 621 amino acids. NCBI's taxonomy places the organism in Eukaryota, Viridiplantae, Streptophyta, Magnoliopsida, Rosales, Cannabaceae. Gene Ontology annotation, molecular function: protein binding.